UUACACAUAUUAAUGGAUUUCAAUGAACAGAGCCAUUCAUCUCGGUUCCAAUUUCUCAGGGCAGCAUAGAGCUGUCAUGCUUGCUGCAGACAAGAAGUGCACAUGCUUGUAAUCAUCCAAAGUGCUGUCAGUAAGCUUUAUGUUCAGCAUCAUGUUCAGCACACCAGCAACUUCUCCACCAUUCUCCACCCCCUAGAUGUGGACUACAAUACUUAAGGUUAUUAACUUCUUUCACAAACCCUUCUUGUCAGAGCAGGAUAAACAAAUCUCGUAACCACCGCACUGCCUUGUCCCGAAGAGAGCAGCAGCAGCAGCUCUGUUUGCCUUUUGGUUGGUGACAACACAGGAACAUGUGGUCUUGCAGCGGCCAAUACGAAGCCCAGAGCAGGCGAUCAACACUGUCAGACUACAGCAGCAGCAGCAGCAGCAGUGCUGGCACCAGAGAGGAACUCCGCCGUCCGUCCCCCUGCAGAAAGCAACCCCCUCUAAAAGAGACAGAGAGAGAGGGGGAGAGACACAGAGGAUUUGUUAAUAGAGCAGAGGAGGAUGAGGAAGCAGUGGGAAGGGGACGUUUUAGAAGAGGCUGCACAGAGGCAAAAACAAGUCUGUGUGAUCCAGGUCUCAAGAUGUAGGAGCGGCAUCAGAGGAGUCCAAAGUCAGUGUGUGUGUGUGUGUGUGUGUGUGUGUGUAUGUGUGUGUGUGAACGCACCAUAACAUCAUAGGACUUGUGUUUCAAGGAUAGUGAAGGUGGCAACUUGAGAAGUCCUCCCCUCUACCUCCACAGAGGAUGUCAAAUUAGUCCUUAUUCAGCAAGGAGCGAGAGCAUCAACCUGAGGAUCAGAUGUUGUCCACGGCUCAGCAGAUGCUGCAGGAUAGCCGCUCCAAGAUCGAGCUGAUCCGACUGCAGAUUAUCAAAGUCACCCAGGCUGGCAGCAGCAGUGGAAUUGGCGAGGAUGGUGGUGGAGACCCCACUCAUGGAGGGAUCUCUCCUGUCAGUGCUGUGGAGGCUCGUUUGGCAGAGUUGCAGCACUACAUGCAGAGAGAGACCGAUGCCUUGGUGCUGGCCAAAGAUGUGGUGAAGCAGCUGGAGGGAAUCUCAGCGCUGGACCAGAAGGCACUGACUGAGGCUCAGACCCGGGUGCAGGAGUCCUCCCAGAAGCUGGAUCUUCUGCGGCUGUCUCUGGAUAAGUGCAGGAAGGAAACCAACCAGGAGCCUGCAGGGGGGGCCGUUCCUUCUGAGGGAAGUCAGUCUCCUAAAAACUCCAGACCUGGAUGUCCCCUGUCCACGUCCCCGUCCAUCUUCUCUUUCAGACCUGCCUUUUUGACUGGGAAACUUGAAGUCACACUUUUUGGAUGUGAGGAUGUACUGACAAACCCAGAGCAGGAGAACCAUCUUUCUCCCUCUGAAGACAAUCCAGAUGCUCACAGGACACAGGAACAACCUGUGGAGAUCAGUGCGGUGCUCCGAUUGGACAGCAGAGUGGUGGGACAGACGCGCUUGGCUGCUGUCGGCAGGCUGACCUGGGAUCAGACGUUCUGCAUCCAGCUGGAGCGGUCUCGAGAGCUGGAGGUGGCUGUUUUCUGCCGGGACCGGAGGGCGAUGUGUGCCGUCAAGUUGCUGCGACUGGAGGACAUGAUGGACAACCAGGACCACAACCAGGAGUUCCCUCUGGAGCCACAGGGCCUCCUCCAUGCCAAGGUACAUGCAACAACUUCCUGGUGUUAG
This is a messenger RNA of Notothenia coriiceps (black rockcod), 1726 nucleotides long. RefSeq names its product serine/threonine-protein kinase N2-like. The coding region runs from base 842 to 1726 and encodes 294 amino acids. Gene Ontology annotation, biological process: signal transduction. The transcript has 7 exons. Lineage: Eukaryota; Metazoa; Chordata; Actinopteri; Perciformes; Nototheniidae. The record is from RefSeq and is a predicted model, not a curated record.